This is a messenger RNA of Candidula unifasciata, 306 nucleotides long. The record is from the annotation of a GenBank genome assembly. NCBI's taxonomy places the organism in Eukaryota, Metazoa, Mollusca, Gastropoda, Stylommatophora, Geomitridae.
AUGACAAAAGGAACAUCCAGUUUUGGUAAAAGGCAUAAUAAGACCCACACCUUCUGUCGGAGGUGUGGGCAGAGGGCCUUCCACAUUCAGAAGAAAACGUGUGCUAGAUGUGCAUACCCAAGCCCUCGUCUAAGGCACUAUAAUUGGUCUAAGAAGGCCCAGCGGAGGAAGACAACUGGUACAGGCAGAAUGCGUCACCUGAAGGUUGUCCAAAGGAGAUUCAGAAAUGGUUUCCGUGAAGGAACUGUGCCCAAGCCAAGAAACACAGCUGUUGCUCCAGCUUCAUCGGCUGUUGCCACUAAAUAA